AUGGUUGCCAUUGCAAAGAAGAAGGGCUGUACGGCAGGACAAUUGACACUAGCUUGGUUGCUGGCACAAGGAGAUGAUAUUAUUCCGAUUCCUGGAACGAAGAAGGUUAAGUAUUUGGAAGAGAAUGUUGGAUCCUUAGAGGUUCAGCUCACGAAGGAUGAGGUCAACGAGAUUAGAAACUUAAUCGAGGCGACGGAGGUGCAUGGCUCACGAUAUCCGGGCGCUGUGAUGAACACCUUAUUCGCAGAUACGCCUGCUUUGUAG
Messenger RNA from Truncatella angustata, 264 nucleotides. RefSeq names its product NADP-dependent oxidoreductase domain-containing protein. Bases 1 to 264 code for a protein of 87 amino acids. Lineage: Eukaryota; Fungi; Ascomycota; Sordariomycetes; Amphisphaeriales; Sporocadaceae. The record is from RefSeq and is a predicted model, not a curated record. Gene Ontology annotation, cellular component: cytoplasm. The transcript has a single exon.